Molecule: messenger RNA, 3214 nt
Organism: Penaeus monodon (black tiger shrimp)
Lineage: Eukaryota; Metazoa; Arthropoda; Malacostraca; Decapoda; Penaeidae
Exons: 6
Coding region: 89-2098 (669 amino acids)
Source: RefSeq, a predicted model, not a curated record
UCGUUACCUGAAGGCGCUGUGGAGAGCUUCAUCAGCGAGUUUACUUGGGAGGACAACGAAGAAAAGGGGGGAUUUGACAAAUAGUAGCAUGCGUCCAAAAACGAGAUGGGGAACCGCCAUAUUAGUAACCCUGUUAGUGCUUGCAGGGACCCACGGAGCCUCCGCACAGUCUGAAGAGAUGUCAGAAGAAGAACUCCUGACCAAUAUCAAGGAAGUCCUGGAGAAGAUCAGCGCCUCCCUUGACGACCUCAUGAGUGUCGUCCAACCCACAACUACGGCUGUUCCUGCUACAACGUAUUUCCCGACCGCGAGCAGUCUUACUCCCACUCCUACGACUACCCAUGAUCCAGCCACGACCCCCGUUGCGACUACGACCACUAGUCUGGCCUCCACCGUCGUAACGUCGACAGGGUCUGGCACCAGCGGUUCUCCGACCACUCCGCCAUCCACUACUAGCUCUUCUGCUGGCACGUCUACUAGCACAACCACUCCCCCAACUAGUACUUCUACUAGCACAUCCACUAGCACAACCACUCCCCCCGCUAGCACUUCGAUUACAACAUCCACUAGCACAACCACUCCCCCCACUAGCACAUCUACUAGCACAACCACUCCCCCCACUAGCACCUCUACCAGCACAUCCACUAGCACAACCACUCCCCCCACUAGCACUUCUACUACCACAUCCACUAGCACAACCACUCCCCCCACUAGCACUUCUACUAGCACAUCCACUAGCACAACCACUCCCCCCACUAGCACUUCGACUAGCACAUCUACUAGCACAACCACUCCCCCCACAAGCACUUCGACUAGCACAUCCACUAGCACAACCACUCCCCCUAUUAGCACCUCUACUAGCACAACCACUCCCCCCACUAGCACCUCUACUAGCACAUCCACUAGCACAUCCACUAGCACAACCACUCCCCCCACUAGCACCUCUACUAGCACAUCCACUAGCACAACCACUCCCCCCACUAGCACCUCUACUAGCACAACCACUCCCCCCACAAGCACUUCUACUAGCACAUCUACUAGUACUUCUACUAGCACAACCACUCCCCCCACUAGCACUUCGACUAGCACAACCGCUUCCUCGUCCAGCGCUAGCACUUCGACUAGCUCAACAUCCUCGUCCAAGGCCUUCUACCGCCUGGCAGCCGAACGCCAGACGUCGGCCGCUGAUGAAGUCUGCACCCCAACGACCAGCGACCCUGAUGACCUUUGCCAGCGCCUCCAGACAGUCCUCGCGAGCAUUGAGACCUCAACGACAGAGAUCUCUGAAGGCAACGUGACUCAGCAGAUCCUUGAGAGUCUCGAGCAGGACUCCGAAAAGCUGGAGGAAGUGGUCAAGGAUGUCAAGGAGGAUGAGGAUUUCGAGUUUAACGAGGAGGUGCUGGUUGAUAAGAUCAAGGAGGUAGAGAAGACCACAGACGAAGCCCUACAACAAACAGAAGACAAGCUGGCAGAGCUGCAAGAUGACACAGAUGAUUACACCCUCGUGAUUGUGUUAGGUGUCCUGGGUUCCAUUUUGGUUCUCAGCCUGCUCUUCGCCAUGGGUUUCGUUCUCUACCGAAGAACACGUAUGAAGAAAACAUAUAAUGAGGUAAUUGGCGAAGAGAUACCUGUACAGAAUUUCCUAGUCAGCGGCCAAGAUAACGAUGGUUACCUGAACGAUGAGCCUAGUGCACCCACCCACCGAGAUGAGAACCUGCACAGGCAACACCCUCAACGCCCAUACACCAGCGAAAGGCCAACCGCCAGUCUCGACAGGCGUUCACACUACCCGCCCUCAUACCCCACUACCGAAAGAAGCCUAGACAGAAACGCCCGCCGCCCAUACACCAGUCCUGACCGCCCUUACACCAGCCCUGACCGCCCUUACACCAGCCCUGUCCGCCCUUACACCAGCCCUGACAAGUACGGCCGCCAGCCCUCUGUACACAGACGGUACGACUCGAGUCCUGACAGGUACGGGAGGCGGAAGAACGACCCCAUGAGAAGAGACGAGGACAGGUACGACCCUUACUCACUCGACCGCCCUGGUGUCCAGAAGAAGACUUACGUAGGUAAACUGCGGAGAAUCGACCCUUGAUGCAUGUAAAUGAAAUCCGAGUUUAUAAAAAAAUGUACAACGUAUUUGUAAUAGUUAUAGAUUAUGUAUGAAUUCCUUCAUCAUAACUAUUAUAUUUGUCUAGUUUAUGCCCAUGUAUCAUAUACAUAUACACUGUAUUUUCAUCUGUUUUAAGAGUGAGUGUAUAUGUAGAUAUAUAUCGUGUUUAUGAAUACAUGUUAUUAGCUGAUAAACUGUUCCCAUUGUGAAUGGGUUUGAUAUUGCUUUAUAAUAAAUGAUCAGUGACAAAGGAUAUAAAUGGAAACGUCCUCUUCAGAUUGUGUUUGUAAAGUAAAUGCGAUCGAAAUCCCGUAUUAGUAAUGUACCUUAUACUGGUAUUUCACGAUCCAAGUCUUUUCUAUCACGUGUUAUAUUAGCAGAUAGAGGAAUUUUGUUCAUGGAAUAUUAAGGUUGCCGUUAUAUGAUAAAAGCACAAAUUGUAUCCUUACAUGAUACAGUAAUAAUGGAGAUAUGUAUUAUAUCUAAACAAACGUACAUUGAUGAAAACAAAAACAGUAAAUGUAAUAAACCUAUAUAGAGUUGUAAGCAUGAUUAGAAAAUUAAAGAUUUUUUUCUGUUGUUGCGUAAAGAGGCAGUCAGAUUUGUUUUUCGUUGAAAAUAAAAUUUCUAAUACAAUACGCAUUUAACUGUAAAUAAUAAAAAAAAAGUCUUGUCUUCAAACUGGUGCCAGAGCCUCUAGUAUUAUAAAAGUGACUUAUCAUGACGAAUAGUUGUUCUGCAGAGAGUUUUUUUUAACUAGCAGACAAGUAAAUUCUUUGUAUAUACGCUUUCACAUUCUAAUAAUUUCUAAAAGACUUUUAAGUUGAUUUAUGCUUUUUGGUAAGUGUCAUAUGUAUUACCCUAUUUUGACACUGGCGAAAUGCUUUGAUUAUUCCUCUGAAUUUCAUCCCACAAUGGUUCAAACCUGCAGAUAUACUGACAGAUAUAUAGAUUAUAUUUUGAUGUACCAAGUAUAUGAUUCCACAAAUGUUCAAUCCACUUCAGUUUUCGUCAGUCAUUACACCAAGUUUUUGCAUAGACUACCUUCAAUGACUGGUGGUGUACUGACUAUUGCAAUAAUAAUUAUGGUAAUAAUAA